This is a messenger RNA of Asterias rubens (European starfish), 3942 nucleotides long. Its product is annotated as ATPase family protein 2 homolog. Gene Ontology annotation, cellular component: cytoplasm. Lineage: Eukaryota; Metazoa; Echinodermata; Asteroidea; Forcipulatida; Asteriidae. Gene Ontology annotation, molecular function: ATP binding; ATP hydrolysis activity. The coding region runs from base 80 to 2974 and encodes 964 amino acids. The record is from RefSeq and is a predicted model, not a curated record. The transcript is spliced from 13 exons.
AUGCACACCCGGUAAAUGCACUCUGAAAGUUGCGCUAUUUUUCACAUGUUUCCUCAAAAUAUAAAUAGAUACAAAUAAAAUGUCAUCGAAGAAGAAGUCCACGAGAUCGGAGUGGAUCGCCUGCCAAAUAUGCGACAUCCUUGUCGGCAGCAGGGACUGGACAAAUCACAAGACGCAAUGUGCGAAAAUUCACCGGACAUGCCGGACACCGGGACAGAGUCCAAUGCCGUCGUCCAGCGCCGAUUCUCACGGUGGAAACUGCGACGAGACCGGGGCUGGCUUCGGGUCCGCGGGGGACGUACCAGACGAGCUUCCCACCCAUGGGUUCAUUAGAAAUGGUGUUCUGUUCGGAGAAGUGUGCUCGCAAGUUGAAAAAGGUAAUGAGAAGCUCCUGUCGUCCUGUCACUCCUUAAUGAUUCAUCUGAACCCAGACACAAUGAGGUUGUGUAACCUUUGCAUUGGCCGUCCUGUCCUCCUCACCACCUGCAGGUCAAAGGUCAGGCUGAUUGGAACCGCUUGGCCGGUAGCCAACUUUCCCUCUUCCAGUGUCGGGAUCAGCAACCACCUGCAAGAAGUGCAUAGGAUUGUGGGUAAUGAGCUGGUGGGUGUUGAAGCCGUUUGUGGAAGGAUGUUAUCGGCUGCGGAAGUGAAGCUGUAUUCUACGAAUGAUAGAAAGUUUCUUCAAAGUGCAGAGUUUAAACAAUACUUUCUAAGAGCAGUUGAAGGGAGGUGCGUACUUGCCGCCUCUUUGUUGAGCGUCAACUUCUACGGCAAGCCAGUCGUGACACAAAUCCUUCAAAUAACCCUGACCGACGGAACAGUCAUUGAUAUUGACCAACCACCGUACAGGACACAGCCUCGACUAAGUGAGCAAUCAGUGCUGAGGACUGCAGAUCCGGAGUCGAACUCAAGCGUCAUUUUACCUCAAAAUGUCGGGUGUAGUUUUCUGGAUGAUGGUUUGAGUCCAAGUCCGAAUCGUAGAACCAAUUCUCAACGCUCACCGUCUGAAAAUAUGAAAUGUGGAUAUAAAACCCCCAAUCGUUUAAGCACUUCAAAUAUUGUCAAUUUGUCAUACUCUCCGGUGAUAUCAACCUCUACUCCAAAGAAAACCAACUCCUCGAACUCCGGGAAAGACUCUGUCCAAGGCUUGUCAAAAUCCUUUCAAGAAUUACAUCUUGAAAAAUCUUCCAACUCGUCACUGAAAUCCUUCAACUCUCCAUUGAAACGAUCCGGCACAAGACAUCCAGACCUUGUCUUUAGUAACAUAAGUAUGAAGACGUCAUUAGUUUUUGCUAGCAAACUUGAUGAUGCUGCGGAUGCGAAGGAUGAGGAGGCUCAACAAGACUUAGUGACCUAUGAUAAGAUCGGAGGUUUGUCAAGGCAGCUGAAGACCAUUCGGGAGACGUUAGAGCUUCCACUGAGGAACCCGGAGUUCUUCAAAUCAUUAGGUGUUCCCCCACCCAGGGGAGUUCUAAUGUAUGGUCCCCCUGGGGUAGGGAAGACCAUGACUGCAAGGGCAGUGGCUAAUGAAGUAGGAGCACACGUCACCAUCAUUAACGGACCAGAAGUCAUGAGCAAAUACUAUGGGGAGUCUGAAGCCAGACUUCGGAACAUCUUCCAAGAGGCAGCGAAAAACGCCCCCAGUCUAAUCUUCAUUGACGAGCUGGAUGCUUUGUGUCCCCACCGGGAGAAAGUCCAGAGCGACUUGGAAAAAAGGAUCGUUGCUACUCUCCUGACUCUAAUGGAUGGUGUCGAUUCGAUGUUAACGAGGGGUCACCUGAUGGUGCUUGGAGCAACCAAUCGACCCGAUGCUAUCGACCCUGCUUUGAGACGACCCGGACGGUUUGACAGAGAGAUUGAAAUCGGAGUUCCAAAUGCUGUGGAGAGGGCUGAUAUUUUAACAAAAUGUCUUCAGCGUAUUCCACAUACCCUGACAGAGAGGGAUAUAGUCACAGUGGCAGACACAGCGCAUGGCUAUGUAGGGGCAGACUUAGCUGCAGUUUGCAAAGAAGCUGCAAUCCGUUGUUUUGAGAGACAGAAGGGAAGUCUUAUUGAUGCAGAGUUGAAGGAUGAUAUCUCGGUGUCUCCUCAAGACGUUGUGCUAGCUCUGAAGGGAGUCAAACCCAGCGCCAUGAGGGAAGUGGAGAUCAGAGUACCUAAGGUGUACUGGUCAGACAUCGGUGGUCAAGCCAGCAUCAAGCAGAAGCUCAAACAGGCCGUAGAGUGGCCGAUCAAACACCCAGAAGCCUUCCAGAGGAUGGGUAUCACUCCUCCAAGAGGUAUCUUGAUGUAUGGACCACCAGGGUGCUCUAAGACUCUCAUAGCCAAAGCACUGGCUACAGAGAGUGGACUUAACUUCAUUGCGGUCAAGGGUCCUGAGCUCUUCAAUAAAUGGGUUGGUGAAUCGGAGAGAGCUGUCCGUGAAGUAUUCCGUAAGGCUAGAUUGGCCUCUCCGGCAAUCAUCUUCUUUGAUGAAAUGGACGCCCUGGCUGUGGAAAGGGGAAGUUCAUCUGGAGGGAAUAGCGUUGCUGACAGGGUGCUGGGUCAGCUUCUGACUGAGAUUGAUGGCGUUGAGAAACUACAAGACGUGACCAUAGUAGCUGCAACCAACAGACCUGAUAUGAUUGACAAGGCGUUACUCCGACCGGGACGUCUAGAUCGCAUUCUCUACAUUUCUCUGCCCGACGCUCAGACUAGAGAGGAGAUUUUCCGAAUCCAGUUCCGAGGAAUGCCCAUCGCUCCCGAUGUGGAUGUGAACCUCCUGGUUGAGAGAACGGAGAGUUAUUCUGGGGCUGAGGUGGUGGCGGUUUGCCGCGAGGCCGGCCUCUCGGCCAUGCAGGAGGAUAUCGACGCAGACUGCAUUCACCCCCGCCAUUUCCUGCUGGCUCUUGAGACUGUUCAGCCGCGUACUUCGCCUCGGCUCACACAGUUCUACGAGGAGUAUGAACAUAAGAGUGGACUUCACAGUAUAUGAAGAGAAAACAAGUCAGUCGUAUUUUGCUUAUCGAGAGCAAAUCAUUAAUUCAAUAGCUUUAAACUUUUGUGGAUUUGCUUCAUAAUAUUCAUACGUUUAGCCACGUACUCUUCAUCAGCUUUGACAAAUGUAGGAGGAGUAUGCACGUAAGAGUGGACAAGAGAAAACGGAAUCAACCAUUUGUUUUCUCAUCAAGAGCAAAUAGUUCAUUCAAUAGUUUGCAACUUUUGUGUCACUUCUUCAUACUAAGCAAAGACAAAACAAACAGAGAUGAAAUAGUUCUGACUUUAAUCUGAAUUCAGACUUUUGAAAAUCUACCUGUUAAACCAAUAAAAGCUGUAUCUUUCUCACAAUGUUUUGCUCAAAUAGAGCAAAUAAUUCAUUCAAUAUUUUGCAACUUUUGUGGAACUGCUUCUUAAUAUUCAUACUUACAAAAAUCAUGGUUCUUUAAUUGGAAAUGUUCACUUGGAUCAGGGAUGGAGAAAUUUUAGACUUUUAUCUGAAUUUUAAAGUGUCCCUGGUAAACAAAAAUACUGUAUGUUCUCUAGAUUAAAAAAAGGCAUACUGUUUGAUCUACUUCUUUAACACUUGUGAUGUUGUUCUCAGAAGCUCCUGGUAAUCUUUAACUCCAGGGGUUUGAAAAGGUUGAAAGUACAUCAUUUCAAUGUAUAAGGGGAACAAUUUUCCAACUAUUUCCAGAAGUUCGGAUGUGUACAGAAAUUCUUCAUUAGUUUCUUAACAAAAUACUUUGUUCGUACACUGAAAAAUAAAUCAAAAUAACAACCCAAUUUAAUUUGUUACACAUUCUUUCUCAAUUAUUUCAGAAGUACUUAUUAUAGUUUGUUUUAAAUUCAACAUUACUAACAAAAAGUAUUAAAAUUCACAUUUUAAAUAGUGGUUUUAAAAUGUAUACAGCCUUAGGCCCUUUCCUUGCAACCUUUUUUCAAUUGAAUGCAAUAAAGCUUUGA